AUGGGUGAUAUUUUUAAUUUCACUACGGCUCCAUCAGUCAGGCUUAUCAUUAAAGCUGGUGAAUUGAAGAAUCGAGAUUUAUUUAGUAAAAGUGAUCCAUUAUGUGUUGUUUACAAAUUAAAACAUUCACUCGAUACAGGAGAAAGCUGGGUAGAGAUUGGACGAACAGAGAUGAUUCGAAACUGUUUAAAUCCAGAGUGGUCGGAAGAAAUUGAGUUGGAAUACAUGUUUGAGGAAAAACAGAAUUUGCGAUUUGACAUAUAUGACAUUGACUGUGAAAAAAAACCUUUGAGCCAGCAAGAUUUUCUUGGUCGAAUGGAAUGCGACUUAGCGGAGAUUGUUUCGAUUGAAGUCUUUCAGAAGUCACUUAGUGGAUUGAAGAAGAAUAGCGGAUUCAUCAUGGUUCGAAGUGUAGAAGUGCAACAGGGUGCCCGGGAAAUUUUGGAAUUCUUUGUCAAAGGAGAAAACUUAGAUAAAAAAGAUCUUUUUGGAAAAAGUGAUCCAUAUUUAGAAGUAUAUCGAUUCAAUAAGGAUGGAACUAAAAGUCUCGUUCAUCGAACUGAAUAUGUAAGGAAGACGUUGAAUCCAACAUGGAGGCCAUUCCGACUUGAUAUGCAAGCUUUGUGCUUCGGAGAUAAGACAAGAAACGUUAGCAUUGUCUGUUGGGAUAACAACGAUGGCAAAUCUGCCAAACCUGAUCUGAUUGGAGAAUAUGUGACGAGCGUCAAUCAUCUGUUGGAGCCUUCAACUCGGAUAAAACUUGUAAAUGGAAAGAAAAAAGAGAAAAAGGGUAAAAAAUAUGAACAUUCCGGAAUUUUGUUGUUUAAUAUCAAAUGUCAUAUGGAAUAUAGCUUUCUUAAUUAUAUAAAUGGCGGUACCCAAUUGGAUUUCGCAGUUGCCAUAGACUUUACGGCAUCAAAUGGCAAUGUUGAAGAGCCAUCAUCACUUCAUUUUAUUGGAAUUAAUGUUCCCAAUCAAUACGAAACAGCUAUCAGAGCUGUGUUGGAAAUUUGUCAAUUCUAUAAUAACAGUCGAAUAUUCGAUGCUUUCGGUUUCGGAGCCAUCGUUCCACCUCGGCUGGAGAACACUGAACUAUUUGAUGUUAAAAAUCCAAAGGCGACUGUGAUUGAUCCGGCUGUUGUCGGAGUUGAUGGAGUCAUGGAUGCUUAUCGUGGAUGUUUAAGGAAAGUCCAUCUGUUUGGACCAACUAACUUCGCACCCAUCAUUCAAGGAAUCACAGAAAGAUUUCAAGAGAAGCUGAAUAUUCCCGGUUCUCGAUAUCAGAUUCUUCUCAUCAUAACAGAUGGAGCCAUUUCCGAUUUAGAGAAUACAAAGAGAGAAAUCAUAAAAGCAUCGAAGUUACCGCUUUCAAUCAUAAUUAUCGGGGUUGGUCAAGCAGAUUUUGAGGCGAUGGAUGAGUUGGACGGGGAUGACAACUUGAUAAACAUUGAUGGAGUCUAUGCUCAGAGAGAUAUAGUUCAAUUUGUACCGAUGAAAAAGUUUUUAAAAAAUGGUCUUUUACAAAAUCAUCGACAUGUCAUGGCUACAUUAGCUAAGGAAGUGCUAGCAGAGGUUCCUACUCAGUUAAGCUCUUACAUGAAAAGUAAAAGAAUAGCACCCCGGCCGGUCAAUGAUCCGUUUCCGAAGGAUGCUCCCGCAGUUGAAACACGAAGAAACAAAAAUCAGCAUUAUUACGAGUCUACAAAGCAAAGCUCGUUGUACGCUAUCAAUACCAGAAGAAUUCCAACAGCACCUCCACUUGAAUGA
Messenger RNA from Auanema sp. JU1783, 1767 nucleotides. Lineage: Eukaryota; Metazoa; Nematoda; Chromadorea; Rhabditida; Rhabditidae. The record is from the annotation of a GenBank genome assembly.